AGAACAGGAGUGAUGCGCGUUGUUUGCUUUGUGCAAGUAAUGGCUGUAACUGAUUUCUAGACUUUUUGUGAGAGUAAAGAAAACUGCACGGUUUGUUAAUAAGAAACAAAUUACCACAUAUCUCCCAUGUUUAUCUUUAACUAGAAAUCUACACGCAAUAAUUAAACUUGCAGCAUGUUGGCAAGCUCAACACAGAUCUACUCAGCAGAGCCACUGGUCUGAUAGAAGUGAAGAGGAAUUAUAGAAACAAAUGUCCUGCAGGAGAUGAUUCCAAAUAUAAAGAAAUGAAGAAGUUAGAGUAUUUAGUCCUGGCCAGACGAGCAAGCCAGAUCAAGGAAGAGCUCAGACAGAGAGUGAGAAAGCCUUACAAAGAAGUGUUAGAUGUCUCCUGGGGCGACCCACACAAGGCAGGUGUGAAGCCUCUGUCAUAUGUCCGACAGGUUCUUGCAGCAUGUCUUUACCCUCAGCUUUUGAACAGCAACAGACUGCCAGUGGAUGUCAGACAGAGGGCUCAGAGUCUACUUAAGGAAUGUGCUGGUGGUAGUGUAGGUUCUUAUACUUCAACAAGGGGUAUAUCAGAAAUAGUCCACAGAGUCUCUGAAUUCAUAACGAGACGAGAUGGCGGGACUCCAUCUUACCCUGAAAACAUAUUCAUCAGCCCCGGCUCAAUGUGGGCCCUCGGGAACAUUCUCAACGUCUUGGUGAACAGUGAGGCUUCACACAGAGCCGGUGUGCUGACUCCCAUGCCCUGCCACCCCACUUCCCUUGCGUCCAUAACGGGCCGAGGAGCAGUUAUUGUUCCCUACAACCUCAGUGAGGAGCAGGGCUGGGCGCUGCAGGCAGAGGAGCUGCAUCGAGCACUGGAAUCUGCAAAGGGAGUCUGCAACCCUGUAGCUCUCUAUGUCGUCAACCCUGGAAACCCUGCAGGUUAUGUUCAAAGCAGGAAAACAAUUCAAGAGGUGCUCCAGUUUGUUUCAGAGAAGAGGCUCUUUCUUCUGGCUGAUGAGGUCUAUCAGGACUGUGUUCAUGGGGAAAACAAUGAGUUUGUCUCUUACAAAAGGGUUCUGGCGGAGAUGGGUCCUCCUCUUUCAGACACAGUGGAGCUGGCGUCCUUUCACUCAGCAUCAAAAGGCUUCAUGGGAGAGUGUGGUCUGCGUGGUGGAUACGUGGAGCUGGUAAAUCUGGACCCCGCUGUUAUGCCAUACAUCUACAAACUGUUCUCGACAGAUGCCGGUGCACCUGUGUUGGGCCAGUUUGCCCUGGAUCUGAUGAUGAAACCUCCACAACCAGGAGAAACCUCAUACCCACUUUAUAGUGUGGAGACACAACACAUCAGGACCACAAUGGUUCAUAAUGUAAAGAGAGUCCUUGAGGUAGUAAACAAUCUGCCGGGUUUCUGCUGUCAGCCACUGAAAGGAGCAUUUGCAUUUCCCAGACUGCAUCUUCCACCUAAAGCCAUUCAGAAGGCCAAGGAAAUGGGAAUGCAACCAGAUGUAUUCUACUGUAUUAGACUACUGGAGGAGGCAGGUGUGCUCGUCAAUCCUGGUUGUGACUAUGGACAAAAAGAGGGUAGCCACCACAUCAGAUUUUACAUUAUGACCUCUGAGGACAUGAUGGAAGAAGUACUGGGACGCCUGUCUUGCUUUCACACACAAUUUAUGAAGGAUUUCUCCUAAGCACUUUUUUAAAA
Molecule: messenger RNA, 1690 nt
Organism: Etheostoma spectabile (orangethroat darter)
Lineage: Eukaryota; Metazoa; Chordata; Actinopteri; Perciformes; Percidae
Product: alanine aminotransferase 2
Exons: 11
Coding region: 285-1676 (463 amino acids)
Biological process (GO): biosynthetic process
Molecular function (GO): transaminase activity; pyridoxal phosphate binding
Source: RefSeq, a predicted model, not a curated record